UGGCAAGGUGGGAACUUUUCAGAAGGCCUGACAUUACCGCCACCCAGAACUUGUAAAGCUUGAGAGCGCCAAAUGAACAUUUGAUACCUCCUUUCUCAAUCCAAAUCCCACUGGCAAGAACGGCCAUCAAGUGGAAUGGGCAGGAACAGAGGGACCGACGAUCGCUCCGGAGACGCCCUCUUCGCCAUCACAGCCGUCACUCUACUAACAUCCCUCCCCCUGCUCUCCCAACUCUUCGUCUUCCUGCCAUGGCUGCGCCCACUCACGUUCGGGUCGACGCUCGUGCUCGGGGUCUUUGACCUGGUUGUGAUCUUGGCCAUCGUGAAUGGGAUUGCGUGUCGGUUAACUGACCCGGGAAGAGUUCCAUCGACAUGGUCCAGCCCGCCACCUACACAACCGACCGCCGACCUCCCCUCCUCAACCUAUUGCCAUAAAUGCAACAUUGGGAAACCGCCCCGUACGCAUCAUUGUCGCAGAUGCGAGCGUUGCGUCCUACGUAUGGACCAUCAUUGCAAAUGGCUAAAUACAUGCAUAGGCCACGGCAACCAACCACACUUCAUCCGCUUCCUCCUCUUCACCGUCCUCUCCACCCUCCUCUGCGCCCUGCUCCUCCUCGCCCGCCUCCUCAGCCUCGUCCUCUCCAUCAUCCAUUUCAUCCACACCGACCAGAAGCAUACACAGGCCCCGGGCUUGGGCGAGAUUACGGUCAUGGCGGUCGUGCUGUGCGUGUUGGUCCCCGUGGGCAGUAUUCUGGGGAUGAUGUUGUAUCAGCAGGUAAUGGAAUCACGCCCCAAAAAUUUGGUAUUUGUAUAUGUACAUUGACGCCGCCCCAACGAGCGCAGCUCUACAACCUCAUCAACAACCUA
Molecule: messenger RNA, 866 nt
Organism: Fimicolochytrium jonesii
Lineage: Eukaryota; Fungi; Chytridiomycota; Chytridiomycetes; Spizellomycetales; Powellomycetaceae
Product: DHHC palmitoyltransferase-domain-containing protein
Exons: 7
Coding region: 136-822 (228 amino acids)
Molecular function (GO): palmitoyltransferase activity
Source: RefSeq, a predicted model, not a curated record